Molecule: messenger RNA, 2102 nt
Organism: Morone saxatilis (striped sea-bass)
Lineage: Eukaryota; Metazoa; Chordata; Actinopteri; Moronidae
Gene: ankrd63
Product: inversin-A
Exons: 1
Coding region: 108-1721 (537 amino acids)
Molecular function (GO): protein binding
Source: RefSeq, a predicted model, not a curated record
GUCAACACGGAGAGCCUCGGAGAACUUGCAACACACUUUCUCUCCCUAUUUGUCACCUUCUUUCUCGGCUCACUUGAAGGCUCAGCUCCAUAAGUAGCUGUUCAAGAAUGAUGCGACCUAAAGAUUUACGCCAGGGCUCUGGCACCAAGACGUUCCUAGAUGCCAUGCAUGGUGGUAAAGUUCACCUGGCACGUUUCAUCUUGGAUGCCUUAGACGGACGCAUCAUCAACUCCAAGACAGAAAACAGCCGCACUCCACUAAUGUAUGCUGUCUGCCUACAAGACCCCGGGACCAGGUCCAAGUUCACCCGUUUGCUGCUGGAGAAAGGGGCUGACGUCAACUGCCAGGAUGAGGACGGUCGCACGGCCCUUAGCCUUGCCUGUGAGAUGGGUCACCUGGAUGUGGUCAAGCUUCUGGUGCAGUUCAAUGCUGACCCAGACAUCUCUGACGCCUGGGGUAACAGCGCUCUGAUGUAUGCUGCCUUUUCUGGGCACAGCCAGGUUCUGGAGUUCCUGGUGCGGGCUUUCAAAAGACUGGGAUUGAGGCUGGACAGAACCAAUAAUGCUGGUCACUCCGCCAUCGAAGUGGCCAACUUCUUUGGACACAAUCAGUGUGUGCAGAUUCUGAACUUUCCUUGCAGGAGGGGUGUCAGUACAGAUGAUUCACUAGCUGAUUCGGGUACCAGUGGUGAAGGACAGUGCCGGCUGCCCAACAGGCUCCCCGGGCAUGUUUUGGAGAGGUUUUCCAACCAUCUGAAAAGCAAUGAAGACCAACUGCCUGGGGUAUUUCAGAGACAGCUGAAGAUUGGAGACAGCAGUGGGCUGUGGAACCGCUUCAGGUGUCCCAGGAGCCAGUCUCAAGAGGACAACCAUCGCCACAGCUGGGGUCUGCCUCCUCAGAUAGAGAAAAGCCAGAUUGAGGGGGAUCACAGCGUUCUCUUCACUGCCAAACAACUCCAAAACUGCCAACUUCGGGAGUUAAGGGGGGCUAAAACACUGAACUCUCUGCCUGGGCCAAGCCAGAAAGAUGUCAGCCGAGACAGUGGACUUCAAGAGCAAACACCAGUAAGUUUUCCUCUCUGGGGAAAAGCAAAGUCAUUUAACCUGGACCUCCUGAACAGCAGAAAGCAGUCCUAUCAGGGUGAUGUGCGUGACAUGAGCUUGUCAGCCAGCAAAUUAAAGAGAGCCUCGCUACAGGAUGAGAGAUGCCUGAUAGACAAGAUGGAAUGUCAAGGGAACACCCGGGGCCUGACAAACGAUGCUGACAAAACUGUCUCAGUGCCAAAACCUCUUUUAAACGGCAAGAGUCAGCCUGUGAGAGCGCUCGAGGAGAACGUCAAAACACAAAAAGAAGAGUCUAAUGACAUAGCUUCAUCAAGCAGAAGAGAGCAGCAGAAGAGGGGAAGCUUUGGCCUGACCAGUAGACACAACAAACUGCUGUUUGCCAGGGAGGAAAUAGAGGCGGGGAAGCUCCCCAGCCGCACGCCUGGGUUCAUGGGUCUGGGGACCAGACUGCUGCGUCGAUUCACCGCACCAGAGUUCAUGAGGAUGGUGAUAGACUGUUCAUCGGGCUCAUCAAACGGCAGAGGGCGGAUGUCCCGCUCCGAAACCUUCCCUCUCUCUCACACACAUCAGCAGGUCAACAGCCAGCCGAGCGUUGACAGCAUCAGUGGAGUGAAGUGUGAGUUUGAAAGCUGCUCGUCUCAGUCCGUCCUCAAUUAGAAUAAGGACAAUGUCAAGCGACAGAAAUGGCUAGUGGGGAAAUUUUUACAGCACUUAAAAUUCUGAUAAUGCUUUGUGAUAUAUUCUAUUUAUUGAAAAAAAUAGUAAUCUUUUGCUCAUGUUGCAGUUUUUUCAAUAGGUUUUCAGGCUUAUUGUCCAGUUGCAUACAAUUUUGCUAUUCUAUAUUUGAAAUAACUAAAUAUCCAUCUGUGAGCUACUGAAAAUAAUUAUUUUUGUUUUACAUAUUUAGGAUUUAUAUUGUAUGGACUUUAAUGUAUUUGAUAUUGCUUCUGUGUUAAUAAGAAAUAUUGUAUGUAUUUUGCUUAAAGAUAUUCAAUUACUGUGCACUGUAUGAUUCAUGCUGAAUACCUAAUAAAUACU